CAGUCCCGUGAGAGCCACCGUGUCGCAAGGCAGCAACUCUCGGGAUCUCGCGCGACAGAACGUCCGAGACACAGCAAGAUAAGGUGGACCGCAACUCCGAGGCAAAGGAGGAAAAGGCACCAGCAUCUUCUGGCCUAGGCGACAACAUUCCGACAGCACAGACAGACAGGUCAGUCCGUGCCACAUACACCCCAUAGCAAGCAACCAAGCUCAGCUGGACUCAGCAGGGAACAUCAGCUCUGAGACCAUGAGCCAGGUUUGCCUCGAGACCCAGCAAUCUGACCAGCACACACAGGAACAGAGGGACCUGGAGCAGAGCAUGGCUGCACAAGAACAUGCAGCAGCUCCAGGAGAAAGGGAAUUGGUCCCGAUCUCCUCCCCUGCUUCCAGCCCAAGCCGCAGCCAGGCUCAGCUGGACUCAGAAGAGAACAUCAGCUCUGAGACCAUGAGCCAGGUUUGCCUCGAGACCCAGCAAUCUGACCAGCACACACAGGAACAGAGGGACCUGGAGCAGAGCAUGGCUGCACAAGAACAUGCAGCAGCUGCAGGAGAAAGGGAAUUGGUCCCGAUCUCUGCUCCACACAGUCCAAGCUGCUCCCCCAGCCCGGUAUCCAGCCCACUGCAAUCCCUUACCCUCAGCAAGCUUCUAGAGGAGGAGGAGGAGGCAGAGAGGGGCUCAGUCCGAUCAGAGCAAGAGGGUGAGGAGGCUGUAUUGGCUGGGGAGCUUGAGCUUUCCCAGUGUAAAGAUAAGAAAGUGACAGAGCUGCUCCGAGGAGAUGCAGGCAGCUACAAGGACAUGUCCCAGGGGGAAGCCUGUGGUGAGCAAGACCUGUCCCAAGUAGAAACCAGCAGCAAUCAUGAGCUCUCAGACUGGGAUGAUUACAACGAGCAAGAGCUGUCCAAAGGAGAAGCCAGGAGCACCGACAAAUUUUCUGACUGGGAAGAAUGCCUGGAGCAAGAGCUGUCCCUCCGAGAAGUUGUUGGGUCGCCAGCACUCUCUGAAUGGGAAGCGUACAGAGAGCAAGAGCUAUCACAAGAAGAUCUAGGUAGCUACCAAGAACCAUCGGACUGGGAGGAGUCCAUUGACCAACAAUGUGCCAGAGAGGAAGACUUCAGCAGCCUGGAGGUGCCCGAAGAGAACGGUAAUCUACCCUCCACACAGUCAAGCUUUGAAGAUUACCGUGACAGAGAGCUCAAGCAGGGCAACUGGCACAGUACGAGCGCACACAGCAUCACGGUCAAGCCCCUCCUGCCCGAGGACGACGACGGGGAUGGAGUGAGCCUCCUGGAGCUCCAUGAACAAGCCAGCGAGCGAACACAAGGAGGCUUUGCAGGAGAAGAGCUCCCAGUGCCCAAGCCUCGGGAGGCCUGGGGUGAGUGCCAGCCAGGCCCCCAUAGGAAACGACCCUCACGCGUGAGGCGGGCACUGCGGGCUCUGCGCAGACUGUGCUGCUGUCCCUGCCUCGCACCACAGCUCGAGGACUAGUGCCCGCUGCUGCCACCAGCACAGGCCCCACAGAUGACACCUGGCCUGCAGCCUACCCACCAUCCUGAGGCUUUAAGAUAGCAAUAACUAUCCAAAGAAGAUGAAGAAAUGGCAGUCGUAAAGAAGAAAUAAGACUAAAAAC
This is a messenger RNA of Cyanistes caeruleus (blue tit), 1628 nucleotides long. NCBI's taxonomy places the organism in Eukaryota, Metazoa, Chordata, Aves, Passeriformes, Paridae. The record is from RefSeq and is a predicted model, not a curated record.